GCAAGGCCGCCUGAGCGUGAGUUGCUAUUCGUUGUUUGAAUUAGAUCGUUCGGUUGUGAAUAUUGAAAAUACCAUGGAGAACUUGAACUCAAAUUUCGAAAAACCAGAGUUCGACUGGGACGCUAUCAACGUCGGCGACUACCAGUUGGAUCACUCCCAAAACUUUUUUGCGGCCAACAAGGAGAACCUUAAACGACUCAGCAAUGCUAACCGCAGCAUGUCCUGCCCAACACCGCAGAAAUUCUGUCGGGAACAAGACGAUUGCGAAUCCAAGGACUUGGUGCCACUUAAAGAACUGAAGAAAGAGCAUCCAAACCAAUUUAAAGAGCAAGCAGAAGAUGGUUCCCAAGAGCCCAAAAUGGAGUCUGAUGAGCCAAAGCCAAAGAUCCGAGAGAAUUCUGGCGAAAAACAUCAAAUCGACACCAAACAGAAUAUCCCCCUUAGUUGGGAUGAGGAUGAGAAAUACAUGACGGAGGCUGACCAGCACAUGGUGCACGACGGACCUCCUCCGCCCGCGGUCCGUGCCAAUCUUCGCCUGCAGUGGUCUCCACCGCGCCACCAACACCCUGCGGCCGCUGGCGUCAUGGCAGAAGUCGGUACCAUUGCCGCCCCCAAGGCCUAUCAGUUCAAGGACGUGUACGAAAGCAAGCGACAGCAGGCGUUGCGCAAGCGAUCCGAGGAGGAAAGCAAGGCGCGCCAGUUCCACAGCAGACCCAUGCCCAAUUUUAGGGCGAUGCACAAACGCAUGGCCGAGCUGGCCGUCAUCCACACGAUCACCGUUCCAAUCACCCCCGAAACACUCAAGCAUUCGCAAACAAGGAAGGCGUUGCGUUGCCAGGACGACCAGGAGCCAGGGCAUCUUGCUGACACCCGAUCGAAGCCCUUCAACUUGCGCUGUGGGCAGCGAGUGCGCGACCGCCGCGAAUUUGAUGCCGCUGUUCAAGCCGGCCUGGAACAGAAGAAGAAGGAGCACGACGAACAACGGAAGAGAUGCGAGCAGGAGGAGAUUAAGGAGAUACGCAAGAUGACGUUAUUCAAGGCGCGUCCGAAUCCAUUUAAAUAGUGCUUGAUGGAGCAGACGACUACCAAACAUUUGAUUACUUUGUCCAAAUUUGAAUGAUGUCAAGUCGCCGCUACACAAAUAUGAUUAUAUCAGUACAUAGUUUAACCUGAUUUAUACCAUUUUUGUCUAACAUUAUUUUUACGUGUUCGUUUACACACCUUUGUUUCCUAUUUUUGGCGGAUGAGAAACGAAACCACUAAAAUUGUACGUUUGGCGGGAGAAUUAAACUAUAUGUAUAUGAAUACAAUAUGAGCAAUUCGCAAUUGCGAUUAUUAACUGUUUUCUAUUUGUACAAAGUCGAAAAAAACAAUAAAUUAAUACUGUAAAUUGAAA
Messenger RNA from Drosophila ficusphila, 1396 nucleotides. RefSeq lists its product as uncharacterized. The record is from RefSeq and is a predicted model, not a curated record. Lineage: Eukaryota; Metazoa; Arthropoda; Insecta; Diptera; Drosophilidae.